AUGGGUGGCAACCAAGAAACGUAUAUCAGUACUAGCGGGAGCCGGUCCCCCUACUACAGCUCACGCACCACAUCACCGUCAUCGAGCAGCAACUCAAGGUCCUCGGCGAAUUCUGUUUCUUACAGGUCUGGUUCUGCAGAUAACCACAAUGUUACCGCCCGAGAAAAGAGCAAGGUCGUUGUUAUCCACCACCACCAGCCCAAUCCGGCCAGGGAUGAGCCUCGAUCUUCAGAUUAUUAUAGGAGAUAA
Neurospora tetraspora is the source of this 249-nucleotide messenger RNA. RefSeq lists its product as uncharacterized. The coding region runs from base 1 to 249 and encodes 82 amino acids. The record is from RefSeq and is a predicted model, not a curated record. NCBI's taxonomy places the organism in Eukaryota, Fungi, Ascomycota, Sordariomycetes, Sordariales, Sordariaceae. The transcript has 2 exons.